Molecule: messenger RNA, 666 nt
Organism: Pygocentrus nattereri (red-bellied piranha)
Lineage: Eukaryota; Metazoa; Chordata; Actinopteri; Characiformes; Serrasalmidae
Exons: 5
Coding region: 43-666 (207 amino acids)
Source: RefSeq, a predicted model, not a curated record
GCUUCCUCUCACCAUUGUCACCCCCCAGCUUCAGUCUCUGAGAUGGAGAGAUCAAGUGCUGUGCUCCUCACUCUAAUGUGUGUUUUGAUCUCCAGCAUCUCUGGAAUAGUUGUGGAGAUGAGAGUCAAACCAGGAGACGAUGUCACCAUCUACUGCGACUGCAACUGGAAGCGUAGAUUUAAAAUAGUAUGGGUGAUAAAACCCUCAGACGAGCAUCAACCUCCUCUCUUUCAUUUAACUGAGCACUCGACACUUCCACAUUACUCUCAUGUUUGGAACAACUCCAAGGGAACAUACGAUCUGCUGGUGAAGAACAUCACUGGAUCAGAACUUGGCUUGUACUACUGCGCUCUACAUGAGACCAAGUUUUCUAGAAAUGAGAUGGGAGAAAGAGUAAAAGAGGAUCUUUAUCUUGAUGGGAACAGAACCACUUUCCUCUCUUUCCAGGUGGUCUCCUCCAUCUGUGUGUACUGCAUCUGCACCACCAGAACUAAAGCUGAUCAUGAAGCAGACCAGCAAAGGAAUAUCAGCAUGAGAAAACAUGAUGAGGUUGGAAAUGAUGUUUGCUAUGCUUCAUUGGACGUCCUGAGUGGUCAUAAGAAACGGCUGAAGACGAGGACAGUUGAAGGCUCUGAUUUCAGCACAUAUUCUCAGGUUAAAAUUUGA